Anarrhichthys ocellatus (wolf-eel) is the source of this 8369-nucleotide messenger RNA. It is a transcript of the gene usp42, whose product is annotated as ubiquitin specific peptidase 42. Gene Ontology annotation, molecular function: cysteine-type deubiquitinase activity. Gene Ontology annotation, biological process: protein deubiquitination; regulation of apoptotic process. Gene Ontology annotation, cellular component: cytosol; nucleus. The record is from RefSeq and is a predicted model, not a curated record. Lineage: Eukaryota; Metazoa; Chordata; Actinopteri; Perciformes; Anarhichadidae. The transcript has 16 exons. Bases 1386 to 5045 code for a protein of 1219 amino acids.
ACGACCGAGUGUCACUUGAACUGUACAGCAGUACUAUUUUAGUGGUCCCGAGCCGCUGAGAGUCGUUGCAGUAGCCUUACACCGGUUCUCUGUCAUGUCGGAGAGAGCAGCGCAGUGAGCACACACAGCCGCCGGUGUCGAGCCCCUCCUUUCUCGGCUAGAUAAACGUUCCGUUACCCGUGCCCACGCAUUAUUUAAUGAAUUUAUUUCGAAGUGGAAACACAAAACUCCACUUUGACGUUCAUAGUAUAUGGUUUCGUUAUUCUCCGCCAUGUCAGUCAGCCUCCAUCGUGCCGAGCUAGCCUUAGCUAGCACCACUAGCAUCAAUAUUUGCCGAACGAGCGCCACCACGGCACGUAGCUCGCGCCGUUCGGUAGCUAACACUAAUGUGUUACGUUCGUCGUUUCCAUGGUGUUCGUGACUUCUGGAGUCACUCGCUCUUCAUCGGUCACUCUAUUCGUGGCAUCGACGAGAAAGGCGAGCUUUUAAUCGGUGCACCGUCUCCCAGACGGGCUAACGGAGGUUUAAUGGGUGUUUUGGUGAGGUUUAGCGACGCUGCGUGUGAAAGGCCUAGCAGCCGUCUGUUAGCCAACGUGAGCCAGUGUGUCGGAGCAGGUGGGAGGGAACAGCUGUUGUUGUAAACGUGCUUCCGACUAGGACACAUCCUCUGUCGGGGGUCUGAACUAACGUUAGUAACGUGCACUUGGUAACUUUAGCAGAAGUUGCUCCAUUUGAACAUAAUAAAAACAGAAGUAAAUAUCUGCCCAGUGUUUUCUGACGUUUGUUAAAAAUUAAACAUUUCAACGUCCCUAUAAUGUGCUAUCACCAAGGGCCAACAUCAAGCCUUUAUGGCAUCUUGUGUGUGUAAUUUCCUCAUGAUAUCCAGUGUUAGAUCUAAUAUUCAGGGCUGAGACAUUUAACGCUAGUUAUUUCAGACUGCCCCCACUGAGUUUGGUUACUUAAUGUAUAAAACAAUCUGCUAUUCAGUAGCUGGCACGUUAGUGUACUCUCGCAGUGUAUGAUAUCACUGAGAGUGUUGAUAACAAAACUGUCUCCUUCAAUACAAUAAUAUCAUCAGACUUAAUAUUACAUUAUGACUGUCAAAAGGGGAUAGUACUAGAUUGGUGUGAAGUUGGCUAAUUCAAAUAUUGCAAUGUAUUUAUUUGACUGCACCUUUUGAGUGAUUUGUGAUAAAUAGUAAUAUUAUGGCUAUUGCAUUGAUUGGUUGUAAUCUAAUUGUACUGAAAUGUUAUCCAAAUGAGUUGUGAGACACACAUACACAUGUAAAGCCACAUUAGAAAUUAAAAACACAGCACCUUGAAUUUAAUCUGUAUUUUCAGCAGUUGUAUACUUCUGUGUUUCUGCCCCUCGUACAGCAAUGAACAAUGACCAUAGUUGACAGAUCUUCAGAAAAGUCUGACCACGAGUCAGUCGGGUGUAAGCGAUCUCCCUUCACCAGUGGAGACGUGGGGAUGGACGGUAGCUGCUCCAGCAGCUGGGCCAUGGGUCCCACCAUGCCCAGCGACUCUCCGAGGCUGAAGGCUGCAGGAGGCUGCCUGGGUCCAACGCCUGGAGCUGCAGUCUACAACAGCACACCCUCCUCUGGGGACCGGCCCAAGGAGCAAGUGAUGAGCAGUGGUGAUGGCAUUGACUCGCCCCAGAAGGUCCUCUUUCCUCCAGAGCGGCUCAACCUAAAGUGGACACAGGUUCACCGCAUUGGCGCGGGCCUGCAGAACAUGGGGAACACCUGCUUUCUCAACUCGGCCCUGCAGUGUCUCACCUACACCCCUCCGUUCGCCAACUAUUUGCUGACACGGGAGCACUCCAAAACAUGUCACGAGCCGGGGUUCUGUAUGAUGUGCACCAUGCAAAACCACAUCAUUCAGGUCUUUGCAAACUCUGGAAAUGUCAUCAAGCCCAUUGGUGUGCUCAAUGAGCUCAAAAGGAUUGCUAAGCACUUCCGCUAUGGAAGCCAGGAGGAUGCCCAUGAGUUCCUGCGGUACACAGUGGAUGCUAUGCAAAAGUCCUGCUUAACUGGAACCAAAUUGGACAGGCAAACGCAGGCAACCACUUUCAUCCAUCAAGUAUUUGGCGGGCACCUACGAUCCAGAGUUAAAUGUUUAAACUGCAAAGCCGUCUCGGAUACAUUUGACCCUUUUCUAGAUAUAACUCUGGAAAUUAAGACAGCUCCCAGUAUCUCCAAGGCUCUGGAGCAGUUUGUCAAGCCAGAACAGCUUGAUGGAGAAAAUGCCUACAAAUGCACCAAGUGCAAAAAAAUGGUCACGGCCUCAAAGAGAUUUACAAUCCACCGCAGUUCAAAUGUGCUCACCCUGUCACUCAAACGCUUCGCAAACUUCAGUGGAGGCAAAAUCGCAAAGGAUGUGAAAUAUCCAGAGUACCUGGACCUGCGGCCCUUCAUGUCUCAGUCUCAAGGGGAGGCCCAGGUCUACGGGCUGUAUGCGGUGCUGGUCCACUCUGGAUUCAGCUGUCAUGCUGGGCACUACUUCUGCUAUAUUAAGGCGAGCAAUGGGCAGUGGUAUCAGACGAACGACUCCUCUGUGUCCGUCAGUGACAUCAGGUCUGUCCUCAACCAACAGGCCUAUGUCCUUUUCUACAUCAAGUCCAGUGAUGUGAAGAAAGCAGGGGACUACAGCCACAUGAGCCAUAACCCAGGCAUCCCGGGUCAGUCAUCUCCACGACCGGUGGUGAUUCCACGCAUCAACACCACCGUCCACCACAACAACAACAACAUUGGCUUCAUAGGUCCACAGCUGCCUCCACACAUGACCAAGCGCAAUCUCCACGUUAAUGGGAAUGGAUCUCUAAGGGACUAUCCCACCAACUCCAAGCCCAGCACCAGCAGCAGUGUUGUGGGAAAACCUAGCCAUGGACUGGCCUCUUCCUCCUCUUCCAUCUCCCACUCAAUCAGCAGGCCCACUAUGAUCCCAGACCACGACAAGCGCCAGAAGCUUUCCUUCUUCAUUGGACAGGGCAAACAUAACCGCCCGUCCUCCUCCUCGUCCUCUUACAGCCAGCCGUCCUCUGCCAGCAGCAGCUGCUCCUCCUCCUCCUCCAGCUCUAGCUCUUUAUCCUCCUCACAGUCUACCUCAGACGUUCGCUUUGUUCCACGUCAGCUUAACCACGGUAACGGCAUGUCUUGCAAUAAUGGGGAUCACCACACGGGAGGGAACGGAGCGUCGUUCUUGGUGCCGUACGGCCAAGAGUCGUCAGAGGAAUCGGACCAGGAGAACUGUGGCACUUUGGAGAAGGCCGGUUUGGCCAACUGUCACCUUAACGGAAACAAGAGAACGGGAGACGUCUUUGAACAUUCCACUCAAACCACCAACGGACAGUCGGGAGUGCACCACAAGGGCAACGGAUUAAAUAUACCAACCAAUGGUGUCUCUGGAUCCAGUCAAAAUGGGCACCAUUAUGAACACCACAAAGUGAACGGACACAGCACCCCUGAUAAAGUCCCUGGCAGUAAUCAUGGAAGUUCAUCCUCUGUGACUACUGUUGCUGCUAAUGGACUAGACAGUGGCCAUAGUCAAACAGGCAAAGAGGCACAACAUUCUGCCUCAUGCCAGGCCAGUUCUUCUCAGAGCAUCCAUCCUGCUGCCAGUGAAAGCCAGCACCUCUCCACUCCUGACAUGAGGGCUACAAAUGUGUCUGAACCCCUCCCUCAGCAUACAGCAUCCUCCGCUGUUAGCUCUCCACCCUCGGCUACUGCAACAAGCACCCAUUCUGUCUCAUCUAAAGAAUCGGCUUCCUCUUCUGCUCUUCAUUGCAACCCUACGGCCUUAUCCAUCCCGCCAGACUGCUCCCAGAAAACCAAUGGGGCCACUGCAGCUCCGCAGAAAGUUAGCAGAGGUGGGGAGGAGGCAGGAGAUCUACCACAGACCAGUGAUCUGUCAGCAGGAACUGAAGGACGCACAGAUUCAAAGGAGCAACACCAGUCCAAGCCCAGUUCUAGGGGCAAUGAAGUACCAACUUACCGGGACAGGGAGAGAGACAGACUGUACUCUGACUGGGGCAGAGACAGAGAGAGACACUACAGGGACAGGAGCCAGGAGCGAGAAAGUGUCGGCGAUCGGCAUCGUUACAGACGGGACUCCAGAGAUCCCCAACACCAUCAGCGCCCGUACAAGGAUCGCAGUCCCCCUCACAAUCGUUCCUCCAGGGACUGGGAGUCGGAGCAUCGCUGUGAGCGGACCCUCCACCACCCAAGGGAGCGUGAUCGUGACAGGUGCUCGAACCAUUACCACCACUAUCACAACCGCCGCUACAGAGAGGACUCGGACCGCGAGCGGAGGGGACAAGGUUAUCCCUACAGCGAAAAGUCUCACAGUCGAGGGAGGUGGCAGCCAGACAGUCGAGAAUCACGGGUGAUAAGGGACAAGAGCAAUGGCAGGGAGAGGGACUAUUGUCCGUCAAAAGAAGAGAAUUCCUCGCCCGCCACAGAGCCAGAAACAAAGUCCAAAGGCUCGCCGCCUCAGGCUCGGCUCUCCACGUUUGAAUCGGCUCUAAACCGGGAGGAUCAGAAUCACAAAAGGAUGGCUGAUCCUCUGAGCAAGGAGAGGGACGACAGCUCUGAGGCCCGGCGCUCGAGAAAACACAAAAAGAGCAAGAAAAAGAAGAAGUCAAAGGAUAAAGACAGGCACCGUGAGAGCGGAAGCUCCGAGGUGGAUUCAGACAGAGCCGCUGAAACAAAGAAGAAGAAGAAGAAGAAAAAGAAGAGGCCGCGGGACAGCGAGCAGCACAGCCCAGAAGCAGCUCGGAACCACAAGAGUAGAAGCAGCGAGGAGGAGGAGAGCCGCAAGCGACGAUACGACGACGUCAAGGAGGCUAAACAGGACCAGGCUUUUUUGCCAGAAAAACGCAGGUGCACGGACUACAAUGAUGGCAUCAGUGAACAUCUACUCUCCUCCAACCACGCAUCACCCACAAACGGUUCAAGUCACCACCAUCUCAACGGAUACAAAGGAAAUGGUUACAGCCAAACCAAUGGCGACUGCCACGCAUUCUCCAGUGGCUUGAAACACUGACUCUGUGAGUGGGCGCCCUUUCAAUGAUUAUCACAGUUUGCUCCGGCACAAUCAGUGCUGAUAAACAGUAGGAACUCUCAUCACAGGUGCAAAUAUUUCAGCUCCUCGCUAUGCAAACCGAUUGUAUGGAGGCCUCUUCUUUCUCAUUUCAGACACAUCGACACCAUUUUAACAACAGCAGAGGAAUGACAUCAACGACUUUUUUUCUUUUUGACGUGGCGCUUCUUCGUUGGGAGCAUAUUGUAUUUUUACCACAACGGAAGUGUUUUAAACUGGUCAGAAAUCUUUUUUUUAAGGCAGAUAGAUUCAUCUGCCGUAAUUCUCCGAACUAUUGAAAAACAAAAAACUGUCACCCGAUAAACAUUUAAGAUGAAAAAUAUUAAUAUAUACUUAUAUGAACACAAACAAAGCCUGGAGCUUAAACAUGUCAACUGCUGCUCAGUGGAACUCAGGACUUGAAAACUUGUUAACAUCCAUCGUGGGUAUCCGCCGGCAUCAAACACGAAUGGAACUAAGGGGAAACCGUGAGGCAGCGUGCUCCCCACUGGGAGCGGACAGACUAACGGAGGGCGAUGUUAACGAAUGAGACGGAGGAGUGACUGAUACCUCCACAUUAACCCUGGACAGAACUUGAGGACAUUUCCCAGCUUUUUGUUUUUAAUUUGGUUUCCAUUGUUGCUCUGAAGCCUAAGAUUCACCCUGUCAUUUUUUAAAACUUUUUCACAGAUACAGAGGGCCUUUUUUCUUCUGGAUCAUGCCUCUCUCUCAUUCUCUUUAUUUUAUUUUUAAACAUUUAAAACAAACAAAAAAAAAAAAGCAUCAAAUAUCUGUUAUUACAGCUGUGGACCAUUUGAGUUUGCUUUUUAAUGAAAAAUACAGUUUGUGUCUUCUAGCGUCAUAAAAAUACUGUGAAUUUAAUUUUGAACUGUACUAUCAGUUAUUUUUAUACGUAAAAAUCCUGUAUCAGGGUUAUCAGUAGAUGUUUUGUUGCUUCGUUUUUUUUCAACUUUAGACAGAAGUUGAAAAACUUCUGUUAUUCCUUUUUAGUUUAGCAUGUCAGAAUUUAUACAUUGUAUAAGGUCAAAGCCUUAAAAUACAUUUGUUCAUGUCAGAAAUUGUAAUUUGUUGGUCUUUGACUUUGUUUACACGCUGCGUUGAAAUGAAUGAAACAUGCUGAUUGAGAUGACUCACCAGUUGUCAGAGAUUUUUGAAAAGCUCCGGUCUGCCUUUUGUAUGAUAUGUUAGGAAUAGACCGAUUGUAUCCGAGCUUCUUGUACAUCAAACUUUCCACGGUAGUUAAAUUAUGAUGUAGAUACAUUGAGUGUGGAUUGAAGCCGAUGGCACUCUUCUGUAUUCACACACGCACACUCAUUUCUAGCUAUUGGCAAGAUGGCUCAGCUGGCUCUGUUUUCUUCACGACACUGUUUCCAUGUUUGGAAUAACCAAAGACCUGGUAUGUUGAGGGAGUCAAGCUCUUUUUACUGAAUUCACACGCACACAAUGACUCGUUUUCUGAUCAGCACGUCAUUUUAUUCAAAGUUUUCAUCAAAGUAUUCAGGAGCAGUUUUCCCAAACUAAUAUCAAGUCAUGUUUAACUCUCACAACUCCAUCUGCUGAAUGACAGAUUAGGCUGCCUUGUUCUUGAUCUGUGUUUGGGGGGGAAAGCAGUCCUCAGAUUCCAGUCAGCAUUCACAAGUAUCCAGUAUCUCCUUUGUUUAGACUUUUCACGGGUGUUUUUGCACCCGCCUAUGUUCUACACUCUCUUGUCCAACUCAGCAUCGUGACUUUUUACUUCAUAAAACAUGUAUUAUCUGAUCCUCAGUAAUAACCGUGUGAGGAGGGUUCACUGCUCUGCAAAAAAAAAGCUGCACGCCGUCCCUCUUUCACUAUUGUAAUCUGUAAAGCUGUUAAACUAAAAAGUUGAACGGGUAUAGGCUACGGCCAUUAUGAUGUCCAUGCUACAUAAACACAACAAAGAAAAAGGGAAGAAAGAAACCCAGUAUGUACAAUAUCUUCUAUACAUGCAUAAUGUAAGUUGGGGGCUGCCUCUUUUGUUAAACAAACUAAGAAAAUAAAUACAAAAGAAAUUAACUUGAACACAGAGGUGGAUCUUCAAUACAUAAAAUGACCGUUGACAGGAUGUACAUAGCUUUUUAAAACUAGUCACAUAAAAGGUCCAAUACACUCAAUAUAUGUGACGUAUUCCUCAGCCUGCAUCAAAUGCUUCAAAGAGGAAACAAGGGCGCGUUCUGUAAAUGAAGUUGCUAGCUUGUAGACUAAAUCUGUGUUUGCAUAUACAGUCACUUGAGUUCACAAUCAGACCAGCUGAUCUAUAAGAUUGAGGCUUUCUGUAGUUACAGAAUACUACAAAAACAUUGUUGUUGGCAGUUGUCAGAAGGACAUUUCAGCUGAAGAUAAAACGUAGACUGGCAUCUGGGAGUCUUGUUGGCAGACAGCAGGCGGGCGGGUCCGGAUGAAAGGGGAGGAGGACUGUUCAGGAUUCAGGUCCUCCCGUAGAUUUAAUUCCUUGUAUGUCCAGCAGAGGGCAGUCUCGUCACAGCCACACUAUGCAAAGAUUUCCCAUGAUUCCAGUCAUUGGCUUUAGUCCUCAUUUGUUUUCAUCUGGCUUAGUAAAAGUUUUGCACGCAGUCUCACCCAAAACGACCAUCAGGGUCUGUGUCGGAUGAAGAAACCAAGAGCCGAGGUGCAGACGUUCUUCAGGUGGAAAUGAGCUAGAAAAACUCCAACCUAUGUCUGCUGCUCGUCCUCCAGACCUGAAAGAACAAACGAGAGGGCUUCAUGCCCCCCGCCUGUGACCAAACGCACACAUACACCCGCGAGCACUCUGCUGGUCACAGACACGGUGGCGAUGCAGGUGUGGUUGAAGGCGGGCGCUCAUCAUUUCUUAUUGGCUAUCCUCCGCUUCCUGGUGGCCAGCAUGUCGUAGAAAGGAUCCUUGCUGAUGCUUGCUCUGCAAAAAGAGAGAGAGAGAGGAAAGAACGGAUCACUGAUCCACUGUUUCACACUGUGAAAUCUGUUUCUAUAGAGCGGAGUAAAACACUGUUACACAUGAUGAAGUCGGGAUGUUAUGAACAUUUGAGGAGUAUUCUGGGAUGAGGUCCAGUAGUUUCUCAUUGUACUAACUUGUCCUUGAUCUGUUUUGUAUCCAUCAGUCACUGCAUCUUAACCAAAGCACAUCCCGUCUAGUGUUUGUAUUUCUUUCUGGUGAAUCUAGAGAGAAACCUGUUCGCUUUAAUUCUGAGUGAUCAACAGCAAACCUUCACAUGUACAGUGAUACAGUUACACCUCACGCUCUUCCAUCAA